This is a messenger RNA of Neomonachus schauinslandi (Hawaiian monk seal), 2737 nucleotides long. It is a transcript of the gene PDE10A, whose product is annotated as phosphodiesterase 10A. Lineage: Eukaryota; Metazoa; Chordata; Mammalia; Carnivora; Phocidae. Bases 1 to 2466 code for a protein of 821 amino acids. Gene Ontology annotation, biological process: signal transduction; negative regulation of receptor guanylyl cyclase signaling pathway. Gene Ontology annotation, molecular function: protein binding; 3',5'-cGMP-stimulated cyclic-nucleotide phosphodiesterase activity. The record is from RefSeq and is a predicted model, not a curated record. The transcript has 23 exons.
AUGGAAGAAUACCCAAGAACUGGAGAUGAAAAAGAUAGUACAAUUCUUGAUUCAGAUUUUGCUGUCAUCAUUAUAGGUUAUGGAAGAGGAGAGGUCAAAUCAGCUAUUAGUUUACUUCAAUAUCCUGUGCCUUUCGUAUCUGAGGACUGUUUGACAGAUGAAAAAGUGAAGGCAUAUCUUUCUCUUCAUCCCCAGGUGUUAGACGAAUUUGUAUCUGAAAGUGUUAGUGCAGAGACUGUAGAAAAAUGGCUGAAGAGGAAAAACAACAAACCAGAAGAUGAAUCGGCUCCUAAGGAAGUCAGCAGGUACCAAGACACGAAUAUGCAGGGAGUUGUGUAUGAACUAAACAGCUACAUAGAACAACGGUUGGAUACAGGAGGAGACAACCAGCUACUGCUCUAUGAAUUGAGUAGCAUCAUUAAAAUAGCCACAAAAGCUGAUGGAUUUGCACUGUAUUUCCUUGGAGAGUGCAAUAAUAGUCUGUGCGUGUUCACUCCACCUGGAAUCAAGGAAGGAAAACCCCGGCUCAUCCCUGCUGGGCCCAUUGCCCAGGGCACCACCAUUUCUGCCUACGUGGCCAAGUCCAGAAAAACGUUGCUAGUGGAAGACAUCCUUGGGGAUGAACGAUUUCCAAGAGGUACUGGACUGGAGUCAGGGACUCGCAUCCAGUCUGUUCUUUGUUUACCAAUUGUCACUGCAAUUGGUGACUUGAUUGGUAUCCUCGAGCUGUAUCGGCACUGGGGCAAAGAAGCCUUCUGUAUGAGUCAUCAGGAGGUUGCAACAGCAAAUCUCGCCUGGGCUUCAGUAGCAAUACAUCAGGUGCAGGUAUGCAGAGGCCUUGCUAAACAGACUGAAUUGAAUGACUUCCUACUUGAUGUAUCAAAGACAUAUUUUGAUAACAUAGUCGCAAUAGACUCUCUACUUGAACACAUAAUGAUAUAUGCAAAAAAUCUGGUGAAUGCCGAUCGUUGUGCACUUUUCCAGGUAGACCAUAAGAACAAGGAGUUAUAUUCAGACCUUUUUGAUAUUGGAGAGGAAAAGGAAGGAAAACCAAUCUUCAAGAAGACCAAAGAAAUAAGAUUUUCCAUCGAGAAAGGAAUUGCUGGUCAGGUAGCAAGAACAGGGGAAGUCCUGAACAUUCCAGAUGCCUAUGCAGACCCACGCUUUAACAGGGAAGUGGACCUGUACACAGGCUACACCACCCGGAAUAUCCUGUGCAUGCCCAUCGUGAGCCGGGGAAGCGUGAUCGGCGUGGUGCAGAUGGUGAACAAAAUAAGCGGCAGUGCCUUCUCGAAAACAGACGAAAACAACUUCAAGAUGUUUGCCGUCUUCUGUGCUUUAGCCUUACACUGUGCCAAUAUGUAUCACCGAAUCCGUCAUUCCGAGUGCAUUUACCGGGUGACUAUGGAGAAGCUUUCCUACCAUAGCAUCUGUACGGCAGAGGAGUGGCAGGGCCUCAUGCGCUUCAACCUCCCCGUGCGCCUCUGCAAAGAAAUUGAAUUAUUCCACUUUGACAUUGGUCCUUUUGAAAACAUGUGGCCUGGAAUUUUUGUCUACAUGGUCCAUCGGUCCUGUGGGACAUCCUGCUUUGAGCUUGAAAAGUUGUGUCGUUUUAUUAUGUCUGUGAAGAAAAACUAUCGGCGGGUUCCUUAUCACAACUGGAAACACGCCGUCACUGUGGCUCACUGCAUGUACGCCAUUCUCCAGAACAACCACGGGCUCUUCACCGACCUUGAGCGCAAAGGACUGCUAAUCGCGUGUCUGUGUCAUGACCUGGACCACAGGGGUUUCAGUAACAGCUACCUGCAGAAAUUCGAUCACCCUCUGGCAGCUCUCUAUUCCACUUCUACCAUGGAGCAGCAUCACUUCUCCCAGACAGUGUCCAUCCUCCAGUUGGAAGGGCACAAUAUCUUCUCCACCCUGAGCUCCAGUGAAUAUGAACAGGUGCUCGAGAUCAUCCGCAAAGCUAUCAUUGCCACAGACCUUGCUCUGUACUUUGGAAACAGGAAACAAUUGGAGGAGAUGUACCAGACCGGAUCGCUGAACCUUAAUAAUCAAUCACAUAGAGAUCGUGUCAUUGGUUUGAUGAUGACUGCCUGUGAUCUUUGUUCUGUAACAAAGCUGUGGCCGGUGACAAAAUUGACAGCAAAUGAUAUCUAUGCAGAGUUCUGGGCUGAGGGCGAUGAGAUGAAAAAGUUGGGAAUACAACCUAUUCCCAUGAUGGACAGAGACAAGAAGGACGAGGUCCCACAAGGCCAGCUGGGGUUCUACAACGCUGUGGCCAUCCCCUGCUACACCACCCUCACCCAGAUCUUCCCGCCCACCGAGCCUCUCCUCAAAGCGUGCAGGAAUAACCUCAGCCAGUGGGAGAAGGUGAUCCGAGGGGAGGAGAGUGCGGUGUGGAUCUCAUCCCAGCCAGGGGCCCACGGGCCCUCGGAGAAGCUGCCUGUGAAGAUCGAUGACUGACGGCCACUCGAUGAGCUGUCCCACCUAGACAUGCUCGUCCUGCUUCUUUGACUUUUCUUCCUUUUAUUUUCACGGGGGGAAACCUACACCUGGUAACUAGGACACAAGCCUCUCGAAGAAGGUAGCAUCAAGGAAACACGUCAAGCCGACGACUCCCCACCAGUCUCCUCUGUGACGCGUCAGAGACAGUGAUCAACCAGGACCACCCCGUGGCCAGAAAUCAGCCGUCCGAGGGACUCCAGUUGUCUUGCGAACUGGCCUUUUUUAACAG